AUUUUGUAUUUAGAAUGGUUCCCUGUCAUGUAGACUUGGACCAAGAAACAGUAGAAGGUUGACAUGUGAAGCUCAGAAAUGAGUGUAACACUAACUAGGGCUAUAGUUCAGACGACAAAAAUUCCUUUUCUUCAACUUAGUCGUCAGAUCCAUGUAUCAUCAAGAAAAGAAAAGGGUAGUGCUAAGUGGAGAAUCAGUCAGGGUCAGGCCAGAUCAGGAAAUGAAUAUGGAUUAUUGACAGAAAUGCCUGAUUACUCUUUCUUGGAUGGUAGACCAACACCUCUGUCUUUGAGACAACAGAAGAGGAGACAGGAGAAGAUAGAAGUAGCGAAAGAUAUUAUGAAGAAAUUAGGACAAAUAGAUUUUGCAAAAGAGAGAUUUGAACUACAGGAACAAUCUAGACAACAACAGAGACAGUCUUUACUGGACAAUAAAUUAAAAGCUAAAAGUUGAUUGUAAUCUGUAUAGUUAGUUUGUAUAUAAUUAUCUAUUAAAUUUUGUACAUCA
This is a messenger RNA of Mytilus trossulus (common blue mussel), 507 nucleotides long. Its product is annotated as large ribosomal subunit protein mL52-like. Bases 79 to 453 code for a protein of 124 amino acids. NCBI's taxonomy places the organism in Eukaryota, Metazoa, Mollusca, Bivalvia, Mytilida, Mytilidae. The record is from RefSeq and is a predicted model, not a curated record. Gene Ontology annotation, molecular function: structural constituent of ribosome. The transcript is spliced from 5 exons. Gene Ontology annotation, biological process: mitochondrial translation. Gene Ontology annotation, cellular component: mitochondrial large ribosomal subunit.